This is a messenger RNA of Saccharomyces mikatae IFO 1815, 1257 nucleotides long. RefSeq names its product aspartate transaminase AAT2 (gene AAT2). Gene Ontology annotation, molecular function: pyridoxal phosphate binding; L-aspartate:2-oxoglutarate transaminase activity. Gene Ontology annotation, biological process: L-aspartate biosynthetic process. Gene Ontology annotation, cellular component: cytosol. The transcript has a single exon. The record is from RefSeq and is a predicted model, not a curated record. Lineage: Eukaryota; Fungi; Ascomycota; Saccharomycetes; Saccharomycetales; Saccharomycetaceae. Bases 1 to 1257 code for a protein of 418 amino acids.
AUGUCUACCUCCCUAUUCAAUAACAUAGAAUUGUUGCCUCCAGAUGCCCUUUUCGGUAUCAAACAAAGGUAUGGGCAAGACCAGCGCACUACCAAGGUCGAUUUGGGUAUCGGAGCUUACAGAGACGACAACGGUAAACCAUGGGUUCUACCAAGUGUUAAAGCUGCGGAAAAGUUAAUUCAUAGUGACAGCUCCUACAAUCAUGAGUAUCUCGGGAUUACCGGGUUGCCAACUUUGACAUCAAACGCUGCGAAAAUCAUUUUCGGUACUCAAUCCGACGCCUUACAGGAAGACAGAGUAAUCUCUGUACAAUCACUUUCAGGUACGGGGGCUCUUCAUAUCUCUGCCAAGUUUUUUUCAAAGUUCUUCCCAGAUAAAUUGGUAUAUUUGUCCAAGCCCACUUGGGCCAACCACAUGGCCAUUUUUGAGAACCAAGGCUUGAAAACGGCCACUUACCCUUACUGGGCCAACGAAACUAAGUCUCUUGACCUAGAUGGCUUCCUGAGUGCUAUUCAAAAGGCUCCAGAGGGCUCGGUUUUCGUUCUACACUCUUGUGCUCACAACCCCACUGGUUUAGACCCAACUAACAAGCAAUGGGUUCAGAUAGUUGAUGCUAUUGCCUCCAAAAAUCACAUCGCUCUGUUUGAUACUGCCUACCAAGGAUUUGCCACGGGUGAUUUGGACAAAGAUGCCUAUGCUGUGCGUUUGGGUGUGGAGAAGCUUGCUACAGUUUCCCCAGUGUUUGUGUGCCAGUCGUUUGCUAAGAACGCUGGUAUGUAUGGUGAACGUGUGGGCUGUUUCCAUCUAGCACUUACAAAGCAAGUGCAGAACAACACCAUUAAGGCUGCUGUCACCUCUCAACUGGCCAAAAUAAUUCGUAGCGAAGUGUCCAACCCACCAGCCUACGGUGCUAAGAUUGUCGCUAAAUUAUUGGAGACACCUGAAUUAACCCAGCAAUGGCACAAAGAUAUGGUUACCAUGUCUUCCAGAAUUACUAAGAUGAGACACGCAUUAAGAGACCAUUUAGUCAAGUUAGGCACUCCGGGCAAUUGGGAUCAUAUAGUAAACCAAUGUGGGAUGUUCUCCUUUACGGGACUAACUCCUCAAAUGGUUAAGAGACUUGAAGAAACCCACGCAGUUUACUUGGUUGCCUCCGGUAGAGCCUCCAUCGCCGGGUUGAAUGAAGGAAAUGUGGAAUAUGUGGCUAAGGCCAUUGAUGAAGUGGUGCGCUUCUAUGCUACUGAAGCUAAAUUGUAA